This is a messenger RNA of Heterocephalus glaber (naked mole-rat), 4124 nucleotides long. It is a transcript of the gene Nyx, whose product is annotated as nyctalopin. Gene Ontology annotation, molecular function: protein binding. Gene Ontology annotation, cellular component: plasma membrane. NCBI's taxonomy places the organism in Eukaryota, Metazoa, Chordata, Mammalia, Rodentia, Bathyergidae. The record is from RefSeq and is a predicted model, not a curated record.
GGGGCGAACUCUGGCUGUUGUCACUGGUUUCUCCUAACCCAGCCCCAGGGUCCCUGGGGAGGAAUGAAUGUGAGGAAAGGGACAAGGCCGGGCAUUUGGGAAAAAGUGUGGAGGUGUAGGGAUGGUUCUCAGAGGAGCCCUUCUGGGCACCUGGUGACCUGGGCUUUCUUCCCUCAGGCAGGGAUCCCAUAGCUCGGUGUUUCUAAGCCACCAGGUGUGUGGACGUGGAGGGAUGCUGGUCCUGCUUCUGAAUGCGGUGGUCCUCGGCCUGCCCAGCACCCGGGCCACCGAGUCCUGCUUGCACGCCUGCCCGGUCCCCUGCAGCUGCAGCAAAGCGGAGCGCGGCUGCACGGUGCGCUGUGACCGCGCGGGCCUCCUGCGGGUGCCCGCUGAUUUCCCGUGCGAGACGGACUCCAUCGACCUGGACCACAACGGCCUGCGCAUCCUGGGUGAGCGCGUCUUUGGCGCGUUGCCGUCGCUGCGUCGCCUGUCGCUGCGCCACAACAACCUUUCCUUCAUCACGCCCGGCGCCUUCAAGGGCCUGCCGCGGCUGGCCGAGCUGUGCCUGGCGCACAAUGGCAACCUGCGCUACCUGCACGCGCGCACCUUCGCCGCGCUCGGCCGCCUCCGUCACCUCGACCUGGCCGCCUGUCGCCUGUUUAGCGUGCCCGAGCGCCUGCUGGCCGAGCUGCCGGCCCUGCACGAGCUCAUCGCCUUCGAUAACCUGUUCCGCCUCGUGCCGGGCGCGCUGCGCGGCCUGGCCAACCUGACACAUGCCCACCUGGAGCGCGGCCGCAUCGAGGCGGUGGCCUCGAGCUCGCUGCAGGGCCUGCAGCGGCUGCGCUCGCUCAGCCUGCAGGCCAACCGCAUCCGCGCUGUGCACGCCAGGGCCUUUAGGGACUGCGGUGCCCUGGAGCACCUGUUGCUCAACGACAACCUGCUGGCUGUGCUGCCGGCCGACGCCUUCCUCGGCCUGCGCAGACUCCGCACACUCAACCUGGGUGGCAACAGGCUGGGCGGUGUGGUGCGCUCCUGGUUCACCGACAUGGCUGAGCUGGAGCUGCUCUACCUGGACCGCAACAGCAUCGCCUUCGUGGAAGAGGGCGCCUUCCAGAACCUCUCGGGUCUCCUGGCACUGCACCUCAAUGGCAACGGCCUCACCGUGCUCUCCUGGGCCGCCUUCCAGCCCAGCUUCUUCCUGGGGCGCCUCUUCCUCUUCCGCAACCCGUGGCGCUGCGACUGCCACCUGGAGUGGCUGCGGGACUGGAUAGAGGUCUCUGGUCUUGUCGCCGAAGUGCCAUGCGCCUCUCCAGGCUCCGUGGCCGGCCUGGACCUCAGCCAGGUAGUCUUCGUGCGCUCCUCCGAUGGCCUGUGCGUGGACCCCGUGGAGUUGAACCUCUCGGCGUCUAGUCCAGGCCCAUCCCUGGAGCCAGUGGCCACCACCGUGAGCAGAUUCGGUAGCCUCCUCUCCAAGCUGCUGGCCCCGAGGGUACUGGUGGAGGAGGUGACCAACUCUACAGCCAGGCUGGCCAACGCCUCACUGUCCUAUACCCUUCCCUCCCGUGGGGUUGGAAACUUGGGCCACAAGGACACGUUUCUCUUUGCCUCUUGUGUUCUGCUAGGUGUGUCCCAGUAUGUGACAUUUUGCUUAUGGAGAGACUGACCCUGCCAUGCUGGAGCUGCCCAAAGUGCUUUGGCCAAAGGGGGAAAGUUGGGCUUAGGGAGCAGGAUGAGGGCCAGUAGGGAAAAUUCUAGUGGAGGACAGAAGGAAGAGUUUGCCUCUACAGAUGGCCCUAGGCAAAGAAGAACACUGGGACUUGGCACCAGGCUAGGGGUGGUCAUGGAUUUCUGCUCUUCUCACAUGGACAUCCUUUGGAAAAGAGAAACAAAAAGGACCGUGGGCCUUUGGGUUCAAGGCUAGGAAUUGUAAGUCCCUGGGGCUCCACCGACCCCUUUCCCCCAUCUUCCAGGCAGCAGUGCCUGCGAUGCCUGAGUUAGAGGCAGUCCACAGCUAAGAAUGAUCAACUGUGCCAGUUCUUCUGGUGGGGUAACCCAUUAAGUCCCAUCCUUGGUUUCUUACCAAAUCCUCCUCCUCCUCCCUAGAUAUCUGCCUGGGGACACUAGGGUUCAGGAAGGUGGGUAGGACAUGACAGAAAGGAAAUGGGACAGAGCCUUAAACCCAAGGGGGUAUGAGGCGGUUCCUGGGAUCUGAAAUAUGUUAAGAGGCAUUUAAAACAAAGAUCCAUUUCACUUGCACCAUAUUUAUUUCCAAGGAAGCCAGUAGCCACAAAGGAACUUUAAGGCAGCAGGAUGUGUUUGUAGACAAAUAAAUCUGCAAAAUCCUACAAAAAACAAAAAAGUUCCCAGUCUUUUGGGAGAUUGAGGCAGGAAGGUUGCAAGUUCAAGGCCAGCACGGGCAACUUAGCAAGACCCUGUCUCAAAUUUUGAAAAAGGGCUGGGGAUGUAGCUGAGGGGAAGGCCCCAAGUUCAAUCCCCAGUGUGUGUGUAUGUGGAGGGGGGGGGGAUUAAAUGUUAAACCAGUUUCUCUACUCUAAGACUUAGUCUUUCAUGUGCCAAUAUGUAUUGUGAAUCCGAGGAGGCCACACAAUCCUCUUUGCUAAAUGUUUUGUGGGAAGAGUGUUCAGAAGACAGAGACACUAUUAGGUGUGGAAAUUAUUAUGAGCUGUGUGCUUUAGGGCUAAUGGCCAAGCAGGAAGGAAGUAGGGUGGGAAGAGAGACAGGGAUAUUUCAGGGUGGCAGCUGGUCAGCUAUAAGCCUCCUGCUUGCCAAAACAAAGGGUGACCAGCACCUAUGGUGAGCAUGUAGGGCCUCUGAGUGUGCAGUAUCCCAGGGCAGGGCUGCCAAAUCUCACUCCAGGGGUCCCAGUAGCCCAGCUUUUCUCAGGGUUGCAGUGAACAUGAGCAGAGGUUGACUGGUCAGCCUCGGGAUCAGCAGCCCUUUGGGCCUGGAUGCAAGUGUAGGCUUUGUAGGCUGCUUUCUACACGCUGGCUCUGGGUUCAGGGUGUAGGUCAGUGGUGGAGCACUUGCCCAGCAUGUGCAAGGCCCUGGGUUCCAUCCCCAGCAUGGCUCCCCCCUCCCCAUGCUGGCUCUUCCAUCUUCCCACACCCAUCUCUGUAGGUGGCAGCAGAGCCUUCCUGAGCUGGUCACAACAAGCACGAGGGAGUCAAGCCAACAACAGUGCCAUAUGUUUGCUAAAUACUUGCUUAAGCUAUUCCAUAUACCAUGUGUAGUGAUAACUGCGUUUGUUAACAUUUUGGAAAUCCGCAAUCUGAAAUGUCCUGACUUCCUUCCUCACUUUGUAUUUGGAGAGGUGAAUUUGCAAAACCCACACAGAUCGGGCUGGGGAUUUAGCUCAGUGGUUUUGCCACCUGCUGUGCAAGCACAAGGACCCGAGUUCGAUCCCCGGUACAAAAUAAAGCACAAAACCCACACAGAUUCAGGGUGCACCACGAGGUCAGUUUUUCAUGGUAACAGUUCCUCCUCUUCCCCCUCGCCUUCCUCCUCCUAUUCCUCUCUCUCUUUUAAAUGGUACUGAGGCUCAGAGAGGGCCUCAUGUGUGCUAAGCAAACACUACCACUGAGCUACAUCCCUGGAACUUGUUAAAAAAUUUUGAGACAGCCAGGUUGCACAGGCUGGGCUUGACCUUUUAUCCUGUGUCAGCCUCCCCAGUAGCUGGGAUUACAGGUGUGAGCCACUGUGCCCAGCAAACAGUAUUUCUUAAUAAUACCAAGUGUAAGAACUGUUGCAGGAGUAUUUGAAUGGGUUUUGACCAUUAGUGGUCAUCAACUCAGUUGAACAGAUCAUGGUCAGCAUUUUGAAAAACAAACAAACAAACCCAUGAGGGCUGGGGGUGCAGCUCAAUGGGAGAACAUGUACUUAGUAUGUUCGAUGCCGGGGGUUCCAUCCCUAGCACCACAAAUGGCGAUAGUAAAAAUGUGAUAGAAUAGAAAAGUCACAGAGCAUCACAUGUAAUAUUAUAAGUAAGCAUUGUUUUGCGAAACUUUUUACUUAAUUUGCAUUUGUUCAAAUUGUAUGUGUAUGUGUAUGUACUGGGUUACUGUACAAUUUAUAUUUUAUUUGGAAUUAUGGUUAAAAGAUGUGAA